Symbiodinium necroappetens is the source of this 663-nucleotide messenger RNA. NCBI's taxonomy places the organism in Eukaryota, Dinophyceae, Suessiales, Symbiodiniaceae. The record is from the annotation of a GenBank genome assembly.
AUGGAAAGCUGGGCGCUGAGUGCGGACGGGCAAAUCAAGUCUCAGCUGCAUUCACUGCUGCAGGAGUUCAGUUUUUUUCGUAACUUGGAGGCGAAAAUUCAGGAGCGUUUGCCAUCGCUAUUGUCCUUCGGAAGGGCUGAGGCUGGCACGGUCUUGUUCUACGAGGGCGAUGCGCCGCGACUGUGCUACAUCAUCUUGUCGGGCGAGGUGACCAUCUGGAAGUCUCAAAGGAAGGAUGACUUGUCGCCGAGGUCGAUGAAAGAGAAGUACAACCGAGCAAACUCAAGCAAGAUGCCUCCAGAUGCCAAAGAGGGUCCUUCCGAGGAUGCUGCAGAGGACGAGGAGGAGGAAGACGAGACCUUGGGCACAGCAUCCCGUGAAGCCAUGGCGACGUGUGCCCUGCUGGCGGCGGUGGAGGGGAUGCCAGAUCUCCCCGACAGCCGUGGGACGGCUCAAGAAGAGCAACAUGGCAUGGCCCUCGCCACGCUGGGCCCUGGCAGGCUGCUGGACGAGCUGGCAAUCGUCGAUGACCGAACUCGCAUGGCAACGGCUGUUUGCCAAACCGCAUGCAAGUUCCUGACGAUGGAGCGGACGGAUUUUCUAAACUGCCAGUGUGCUCUCAUCGACGAUCUGGACGACCGGUUGGCCUUCCUCAGAGUGGCU